Sphaeramia orbicularis (orbiculate cardinalfish) is the source of this 2171-nucleotide messenger RNA. It is a transcript of the gene tysnd1, whose product is annotated as trypsin like peroxisomal matrix peptidase 1. The transcript is spliced from 4 exons. Gene Ontology annotation, molecular function: serine-type endopeptidase activity. Gene Ontology annotation, biological process: protein processing; regulation of fatty acid beta-oxidation. The record is from RefSeq and is a predicted model, not a curated record. Gene Ontology annotation, cellular component: peroxisome. The coding region runs from base 212 to 1813 and encodes 533 amino acids. Lineage: Eukaryota; Metazoa; Chordata; Actinopteri; Kurtiformes; Apogonidae.
GAUAUCAAAUGCACCAGUGUAUAUAUAUAUAUAUAUAUAUAAGCAAUAAGACUACUUUGACUACAGUCCUUUUUCUAUUAUUAUGGGAUAUUUUUUUAAUCAACAAAUAUACUUGUAGUGCGCUAGUUUUUGGUCACGUUGCUGUAUUUUUAAGUCAGAACACACCGUUGUUGGCUCAUGUUCAAAGUUCAUCGUCUUUGCUAACAACGGCAUGGAGUUAGCAGAGGCUGACAGGUGCUGCUGUGUAGUCACUGUGUCCGAGGACUUUUCUGGCAAAAAAUCUGUAAGUUUUAGCGGCGUCAUCGUUCAUCCUCAAUCUGGAACAAUAAUAUGCGCAGGCCUCCCGUUUUCACGUUUUAUUGUCGAUAAAACGAGUCUAAAUGUAAACGACAGGCUCAUAACACCACACAGUUUGAGUAAAAAACUCCAAAUCCGUGUCAGCUUUGGUCCUCUGCGAAACUUGGACAUCAGCGACUGUGCACAAGAGCCGACUGAUGCAGAAGUAUCCAGAAGUAGAGCAACACAGCAUGAAGCUGCAGCCGAGGUGCAGAUGCUGGUGAAGUGUGUGGAGUUCAGACAGGCCUUUCAAACUGUUUUCCACGAGGCUCAUCAGUGGCGUUUCCAUGGUGAUGAAGAGGAUGAGGUGAUGCUUAGAGAUGCUCAGUUCCUCAGCUGGUUUGCAGUGCUCAAGGCCAGAUCUUUGGCAGACUGUGGUCCAGGCUCAGGCACCAUCCCCUGGCAGAGCAGCUCCUGUCUCCAGAAAGGACGUCCAGUUCUUGCAUGUGGGACACCUUUCGGCUCCUUCUGCUUGGAUCUCUUCACCAGCAGCCUCAGCAGAGGUAUCAUCAGUAACUUAGCAGGAGAGGACAAUGCUGUCAUCCUCACAGAUGCCCGCUGCUUGCCAGGCACAGAGGGUGGAGGGUUAUUCCUGCUAAAAGGUGCAGACAGAGUGCGCCUUAUCGGGCUGAUUGUGUCUCCAUUUGGCUGGAAGGCAAACGAGUGGAUAGGCCUGUCUCUUGUCUGCUCCAUCCAUUUGAUCUUUAAGAACAUCAUCCGCUGUGUUGGCACGGAAGAUCCACUCCAAGAUACAGUCCUCCAAGAGAGAGAGAAGCUCAUCCACAUGUCAACAGCAGCCCAUGAGUCACAAUGUGUUGACUUCCCCACUGUGUGUUUGGUGGACAGUGGGAGGUUGUGGGGUUCAGGUGUUGUUGUCAGUCCUCAGCUGGCUCUGACCUGCCGCCAUGUCGUCAACGGGACGUCACCUGUCACCCUCAAGUUUCACCAUCGGGGCAGAUUCCAUGAUGUUGUAGGUGACGUGCUGUUUUCCACUAAGGAGUCUUCUCCCUAUGAUCUGGCUUUGGUGCAGAUGAGAGACCCUGCUGUUCCGGUUGCAGUCCCCCAACUGGCUCAGUGUUUUAAUCCAGGUGAGCCUGUAGUUGUGGUGGGUUUCGGUGGAGUGGGUCGGAGCUGUGGCCCGUCCCUGACCCGUGGCGUACUCUCCAAGUUCAUCAGCUGUCACUUCCAGCCUGUCAUGCUUCAGACCACCUGUGCAGUCCAAGCAGGGACCAGUGGGGGCGCUGUGGUGCGCCCAUGGUCAGGAGAGCUACUGGGUAUCGUAUCCAGUAACACCAGAGAUUUUGCUGCCAAAGUGACCUACCCACACCUCAACUUCAGCAUUCCAGUGACUGUAUUUCAAAGAGUGCUGCAGAUCUUUAACCAAACAAAGGAUGUGAACGUGUUUAAGGAGUUGGACAACACAAAUGGAGAUGUCAGAAGAGUGUGGAGGCUACAAAGUGAUCAGAGCAAACUAUAGCAUACGAGUUUAUAUUGAUAAUAUGAAUGAAAAACCACACUAAACUGAAUUUAAUAUAAUUUAAACAAAUAUAGUCCUAUAAAUUAUGAAUGAAAGAGUUAAAUUAAGUUCUUAAAUAAUCUCAAACCAGACUAAUUCUUAUCAGUGAAGGCAAAACAUCGGCUGCAUUACACUCACCACCGCAGAGCUGUUAUUCCAGUGAGAUGAGAGGAUGUAUUUCAGCUCAGUCCAGACCUACUGCAGAGCAAUAAAGGCACAAACUCACAGAGGGGGGAAAUAAAAGCAGCUAAAACAAUAGGCAUCCUCUCCUAAUGUUGACUCUCAAACCCAUGCUGUAAACAGUGAGGAAUAUUGAAAA